Molecule: messenger RNA, 1368 nt
Organism: Symbiodinium natans
Lineage: Eukaryota; Dinophyceae; Suessiales; Symbiodiniaceae
Source: the annotation of a GenBank genome assembly
AUGUUUGAGCAGCUCAUUGUGGCUUUCCAGUUCAGCGCGGCACAGGCAACCUUUGCAGCAUCUUCCUCAAUGCUGGCGUCUUGGGCAGCCUCGGAAUCGGCGAGCACAGUGCAAGCACAGUUCGAGCUGAUGUUGGCUACGGUGGCCGGAUUUCUAGAUCCAGAUGUCCGUGCCAUUGCUUGGAAGGUUGAUCACUGGACCCUCAUUUGGCUUGCCUAUGUUGCUUUGCCCGCAUGCUUUGUGUGGACCUCUGUGAGAUCCAUUUGCUAUGGUUCCCAUCGGCUUGCCUUCGCCUCUGCAGUCCUCUCCCUGCCUCCCUUCUGGUACGCCAUCUACGUCUCAGGUCGGCUGAUUCACAUUGACUCCGUCAGCUUUUCAGCAGAUUUACUAAUGGCUCGUAUUGGAGUGUUGGGGGUCACUGUUGUGGCCACAUUGAGUGGCUUUGGUGCUGUAAACUUCCCCUUCCAGAGCAUGCACUCAUUCCUUCGACCCGUCACACAGCAGCAGGUUGCAGAUGUGGAACAACGUCUAUUGAGGACAAUGAGGCUGAUCUCGGCAAGAAAGCGGCAGGAACUGACCUUGAAGCAGGAAGAGAGUCGGCUUAGCGGGGAGGAGCCACUCUCCAUUGUCGGCCGAGUGGCGCAGCUGGUGCAGAGACCUUUGCUGUCACUGGAGGCUUUGGGACUGAAUGUACGUGGAGGAUCAUCGGCGACGCGAAAGCAGCUGAUUACAGAAAUUCAGGCGCUUGAAGCCUUCAGCCGUGAAUUGUUUGUGGAGCUAGAUGAGCUCAUUCAGGCCCGGCUAUGCGAGCUGAAAGCGCGCACCGUGCUUGGUAGGGCAAUGAAUGUUCUUGGCCGGUGUUGCUCUGCCAUAUGUGUGUACAAGAUCCUGAUGUCAUCCAUCAAUCUCUUGCUCAGGCGUGGCAGUGCACAGGCUGAAGAUCCGGCAACCAGGCUGCUGACAAUCCUACUCCUGAAUCUUCGAGUUCCGGUAGACGUCUCAUACUGGGCGCCGAUGCUGUCGCUGAUUUUCGUGGGCUACCUCGCGUUUGCGAAUACUCGCCAGUUCAUUCAGCGGCUCCUUGCCAUCUUUCGCAUGGUGUCUACAUCUGUGACAUCGAAUUCACUCGCGUUGUUGUUGUCUGAGGUCAUGGCCAUGUAUUUUGCAGCUUGCGUCAUCCUUACACUACGGUUCGUACCCAAAAGCAGUCGUGCAGAUCUGCUGAUGAUGGUGGGGGAGGUGGAUCUAUCAUAUGUCCAUCUUCACUUCGAUUACGUCUUUCUCUUGUCGUCCCUGUGCUCUCUGGCAGUGUUCGGUCUAAGUUACUGGCUGAAGGGACCUGCAGCAGACUCACCGCAUGCGGAUUAA